AUGGGGGACUCGCCUUCCGUCAACGAUCUCCAUAAAGCAAUACCGCUGACCGUAUCUUACGACUCGCACUACAGUAAUUUCACUUUUGACGCUGGACCCGUGAGAGUCGAGGCGCGAUUCUUUUCUCCUAUCCUGCCGCAAGAUCUCUGUAAGAGUAGUGUUCCGCUCAGCUAUCUGGAAGUUGCGUACAUCACCACCGAUGGAGCUUCACAUGAUGUACAACUUUAUUCAGAUGUGGAUACCAGUUGGCUAGCGGAUGGCAAUUCAACGAUGCGAUGGAGUAUCGACUGUCCCGGCGAGUCUUUCGAUGAUCACGAAUGCCCAACCAAGGGCACAGGAACUCCCGAAACAUUAUACCAUUGGGAAGCAGAGAUCCUGGAUCAGGUUUCAUGGUUUGAACGUGGUCUUAGAAAUGAACCAUACUGGGGCAAGCUACACUACAUUUCUUCUCCUCGCUAUGCCACGGAAUUCAGUUUCGCCAAUGGAUUAGCAACCACUACACGGAAGCAGUUCGUUCGCGACGGCGCACUGGAUCGUUCCUUUGAUCAGGAUCAGCCUCGACGGCCAGACGACAGGGUGCCUGUGUUCGCUUAUUCCCAUGCCUUCACGACGAGCCAGUCAGGAUCGGUGUUAUACACCGUCGGUACGACCCAAGAGCCUGCUGUGCACUACCGUACCGCCAUCGGGGAUGUCGAGCUUCAGCCAUGGUGGAUGACGAAUAAUUGUUAUUUCACUAUCAACAACAUGAUUAGUAAACACUACCAAGACUACACCGCUUCUGCGAAAGAGGCCAAAGUUUGGACCAUGCAACUUCGCCAUGACGUCGCUACCUAUUACGCUAAGGAUAGAGCGAAAGAUGACAGUACAGAAGUAUCUUCUAUGUCGGAAGAGGAGUCGUACUAUGCCAUUCUCACACUUUCCACUCGCCAGAUCUUGGCUGCGAACGUUCUCACAGAAUCUGCAGACAACGCUACGGGAGCAACCAUCUUCCAGAAAGAAAUCUCCUCAGACGGGAAGGUGAACACAGUUGAUGUGAUCUAUCCUGCAUUGCCCUUUUGGCUUUACGCAAAUCCUGAGCUUCUUCGCUUGCUCCUCAAGCCCAUCUUCGAGUUUCAGGAGUCUGGACUUUACCAUGAACAAUAUGCCAUGCAUGAUAUUGGUCGCUUCUAUCCAGAUGCUAUAGGCUAUUUCAGCUCAAGCAUACCGGACGAAUGGGGCGAAGAAGCGAUGCCUGUUGAAGAGAGCGCCAACAUGAUCAUCCUGGCUUAUUCGUACUUCAUGGCUACUAACAACACUGAGUAUCUGGCAACGCACUUUGAUAUACUCAAGCGAUGGACAGUCUACGUGAUUGAAAAGAGCCUAUAUCCUGAACAUCAGACUACUACAGAUGAUUUUAACGAUCCCAUCGCCAAUAAUACUAACCUCGCGAUAAAAGGUAUCGUGGCCAUAAACUGCAUGGGUGGUAUUGCCUCAGCUCUCGGAGAUAUCACACUAGCGACCAGAUAUGUAACCUUAGCAUACGACUACUACGAGCUCUGGGCCGCCUCAUCUAUCGAUACCACCAAUACCCAUACCCUCCUAGCUUAUCAGCUCCCCAAUUCAUACAGCAUUCUCUAUAACAUUUAUCCGGCUCUCUUGUUCAACCUCCGCUCAAUCCCCAAGUCCCUCUUCCUCAUGGAAUCAGCCUUCUACCCCACUGUCGCCCAAGAAUACGGCGUGCCUCUCGAUAAUAGACAUCUGUGGACAAAGAGUGAUUGGGAGAUGUGGGCCGCAGCUACGAGCCUACCCCAGACGAGAGCUUUGUUUGUGAAAUCGCUUGCAAAGUGGAUCAAUGAAACAGUUACAGACAAGGCGCUUACCGAUCAUUACAUGACGACGGGGGAUGGAAACUAUACAGACUAUCCGUUUAUCGCGAGACCAGUUGUUGGAGGGCAUUUUUCGCUACUAGCCAUGGGAAUGUUUGGAAGACAUGGUGUUCCGAGUGAAAGAAACUAUCGAGAGAGGUGA
Alternaria postmessia is the source of this 2007-nucleotide messenger RNA. RefSeq lists its product as uncharacterized. The record is from RefSeq and is a predicted model, not a curated record. NCBI's taxonomy places the organism in Eukaryota, Fungi, Ascomycota, Dothideomycetes, Pleosporales, Pleosporaceae. Gene Ontology annotation, biological process: carbohydrate metabolic process. The transcript has 4 exons. The coding region runs from base 1 to 2007 and encodes 668 amino acids.